AAUCUGUCUCUUGAAACCUGUAAGAGAGAGAGAACAAACACACAGUUAAGUGAAGCUUAAAAAAGGAAGAGAAAAGUUUAUUUCUUUUCGAGUUUUGCUCUUACUCUCUCUCUUUGUGGGCUAAAAAGGAAAGCAGUGAAAAUUAAAAAAAAAUCGGAUUUUCAUAUUUUUUGUUUUUGGUUUGCCUUUUUGAAGCUGAAUUAGUGAGAGAGAAGGGUAAAGAAAGAAAGACAGAAAGAAAGAUCAGGGCUACCUUGCUUGCUUUUGGGACUGUGAUUGUAUUAUAGAGGGUAAUUUAGAGGAUAAUGGUGGAUUUAUAAUAAGAUUUUAGAAUAAAGUUAGGGCUUUUCUUUUGGGGUGUUCUUUUUUUUUUUUUUUUCUCAUAAAUAUAGUUAAAAAAUAUUUCUGGGUUUGUUUUUCUUGUUCUUGUGUUUCAUUUUUUUUUUUGCUAGGUGAUGGUGAGGUGGGUUUUGGUGUGUUGUUGUUUGGAUCUGAGGAGUUUAAGAGGCUAAAUUUUUAAAGGAGUGAAGUGGGUGUUUUUUUCGUUUGGGUGAUGGAGAGGAAAGUUGGAGUCCUGGGUUUUAUUUGGUUGAUCUUGUCGUUGCUGCAUCCAUUAUUAUGGCAGUUGGUUUUGGGUAAUAUGGAAGGUGAUGCAUUGCACAGCCUGCGAAGCAACUUGAUUGAUCCUAACAAUGUCCUACAAAGUUGGGAUCCUACUCUUGUCAACCCUUGCACCUGGUUUCACGUCACAUGCAACAAUGACAAUAGUGUUAUAAGAGUUGAUCUUGGAAAUGCUGCUUUGUCUGGUCAGCUUGUUCCACAGCUUGGCCUGCUAAAAAACUUGCAGUACCUGGAGCUCUACAGUAAUAACAUAAGCGGACCAAUUCCUAGUGAUCUUGGGAAUCUGACUAGCUUGGUCAGCUUGGAUCUUUACUUAAAUAGUUUUACUGGCCCCAUCCCAGAAAGUUUGGGAAAGCUGUCAAAAUUACGGUUCCUUCGGCUUAACAACAACACCUUGACCGGUCGCAUUCCUAUGUCAUUGACUAAUAUUUCAUCACUACAAGUAUUGGAUCUAUCAAACAACCAUCUCUCUGGAGUUGUUCCAGAUAAUGGAUCAUUCUCACUGUUCACUCCCAUUAGUUUUGCUAACAAUUUGGAUCUUUGUGGCCCGGUUACUGGGCAUCCCUGCCCAGGGUCUCCUCCAUUUUCACCUCCUCCUCCAUUUGUUCCCCCACCCCCCAUUUCUGCACCAGGAGGGAAUAGUGCAACUGGAGCUAUUGCUGGAGGAGUAGCUGCUGGUGCAGCCUUACUAUUUGCUGCACCUGCAUUAGCAUUUGCUUGGUGGCGUCGUCGAAAACCUCAAGAAUUCUUCUUUGAUGUACCUGCCGAGGAGGAUCCUGAAGUUCAUUUGGGACAGCUUAAAAGGUUUUCACUGCGAGAAUUACAAGUUGCAACAGAUAGCUUCAGCAACAAAAACAUUCUUGGUAGAGGAGGAUUUGGUAAGGUUUACAAAGGGCGGCUAGCAGAUGGCACACUGGUAGCUGUCAAAAGACUCAAAGAAGAGCGUACACCUGGAGGGGAGCUACAAUUUCAAACAGAAGUAGAGAUGAUUAGCAUGGCCGUGCAUCGCAAUCUCCUCAGGUUGCGUGGGUUUUGCAUGACGCCAACUGAACGGCUGCUUGUUUAUCCCUACAUGGCAAAUGGAAGUGUUGCAUCAUGUUUAAGAGAACGCCCACCAUCCCAACCUCCUCUUGAUUGGCCAACGCGGAAACGAAUUGCACUGGGAUCUGCGAGGGGAUUAUCUUAUUUGCAUGAUCAUUGUGACCCAAAAAUUAUUCAUCGUGAUGUUAAAGCUGCAAAUAUUUUGUUGGAUGAGGAAUUUGAGGCUGUUGUUGGGGACUUUGGGUUGGCCAAAUUGAUGGAUUACAAGGAUACUCAUGUCACCACUGCUGUCCGUGGUACAAUCGGGCAUAUAGCUCCAGAAUACCUCUCUACUGGAAAAUCAUCUGAAAAAACUGAUGUUUUUGGGUACGGAAUCAUGCUUCUGGAGCUAAUUACUGGACAAAGGGCUUUUGACCUUGCUCGGCUCGCAAAUGACGAUGAUGUCAUGUUACUUGAUUGGGUAAAAGGACUUCUGAAAGAGAAAAAGUUAGAAAUGCUGGUUGAUCCUGAUCUCCAGAGCAAAUAUGUAGAAGCAGAGGUAGAGCAGCUAAUCCAGGUAGCAUUGCUCUGUACACAAGGCUCCCCGAUGGACCGACCUAAAAUGUCAGAAGUAGUUAGAAUGCUUGAAGGCGAUGGUUUGGCAGAAAGAUGGGAUGAGUGGCAAAAGGUGGAAGUUCUCCGGCAGGAGAUUGACCUAGCCCCUCAUCCUAAUUCUGACUGGAUUGUAGACUCAACAGAAAAUCUGCAUGCAGUCGAGUUAUCUGGUCCAAGGUGACCCUGGCACAGUUACAAGUAAAGAGGAGAAAAUACUCACUACCUUUUUUUUUUUAGUCAUAAUUUUACCACCUUCUUUUUUUCCCUUUCCCUUCCUGAUUUGGUGAAGAUAUUCCUGAUUUAAGCCUCUCCUGUAAGUCCAUUCUGCAUUGUAUUCAUUACAUUUGUGCAUAUGAGUCAGAGUUGUUGAGGUGCAAUUUGUGUCAUCUGCUGCCACAGUGAAUCUGAUGUUUUUAUUUUUUUAUUCCAUGAAUGUGGCCUAAGGCGGUUGUUUUCAUCUUUUGCUCACAGCAAAUAUAUGCUUCUUUCUAGUUUAAUUUA
Messenger RNA from Ricinus communis (castor bean), 2757 nucleotides. RefSeq names its product somatic embryogenesis receptor kinase 2. NCBI's taxonomy places the organism in Eukaryota, Viridiplantae, Streptophyta, Magnoliopsida, Malpighiales, Euphorbiaceae. The coding region runs from base 554 to 2437 and encodes 627 amino acids. The transcript is spliced from 11 exons. The record is from RefSeq and is a predicted model, not a curated record. Gene Ontology annotation, biological process: protein phosphorylation. Gene Ontology annotation, molecular function: ATP binding; protein kinase activity; protein binding.